This is a messenger RNA of Hymenoscyphus albidus, 5509 nucleotides long. The record is from the annotation of a GenBank genome assembly. Lineage: Eukaryota; Fungi; Ascomycota; Leotiomycetes; Helotiales; Helotiaceae.
GGCGUCUCCUCCGAUCAUUGAAAGUCAAUUCACCCAAGCCGUGCAAAAUAUCUGUACUCAAAGUCAAGUACCUCAUGGGUGACCUGCAGCGGACACAGGAAUCAAGAGUGGGCAAAAAGGGGUGAACCUUUAACCUCCCUCACGGUGAGCUGAGUCACCCGGACUGCCCAGAGUUUCAAUCGCAACUAGUUUUUUCUUUAUUUCUACGACCGUCCUUGCAGAUCCAUAUAAUUUUUGGCUUACGAUACAUGGGAAUUUAAUUAUCUUGACGUCCAAGUUGUUUUCUUUCUCAAUUGUUUCUGAGACGAGAACAAUUGACACUAAGAUGUCACAAUCUCAAAGCUCGAGUAGCUCUACUAGUACGGUUGAUGAGACGACAUCUCUUCUCCCACAUAAUGAUAUUAUCGCAAAGGCCAAGGUAUUCUCAAAAACUCCUGAUACUUGAUUGCAAAACUAAGAACGUGGCAGUCGGGAGACGCAACGGAAGCAGAGGUCACACCUGACGACAACAAUGAGGUUGUUAACCCACCUCGUGCUACACCGAAAUUCGGAAUUAUUGCGGUUCUGUUGAUCGGUGCAAAUACCCAAGUCAUCGUUUUUGAAUCAGGAUUAACAUGUGAUUGCAGGUGCCUUUGUUUCAAAUUCAGAUAGUUCUCUGGUUCUUGCAACUUACGGAACAAUCUCUUCGCAUUUCAAUGAUCUUGAAAGUGGGCGAUGGCUUCUGACCGCUUCUAUGCUUGCGUCUUGUGCCAUUCAACCUCUUGUAAGCCGUCCAAACUUUUAUGGUAUAUGUAUUAUAUCAAAAUAUACGAAUACUAAUUCGGUAUCAGUAUGGAAAAUUAAGCAAUAUCUAUGGUCGUAAACCAGUUUUACUUCUCAACUAUGUCCUUUUUGGGCUUGGAUCCGCACUAUCGUGAGUAACAGCAACGAAGUUUUUGUUUAAAAGCCAAUCUGACAUUUUUUGCAGGGGUUCUGGUCUGUUUAUGGGACAAAUAAUCUUUGGACGGAUUAUCAGCGGCACUGGCGCUGCGGGCAUGGUAUCUCUUGUUUCGAUAUUGAUAUCCGGUAAGCCCUUGAAACAUUCGUUCUCGAGAGUCGAAAACUCACGCCAUCCACAGAUCUUGUCCCUCUAAAAGACGUAGCUUCUUACCGAAGUUAUGUCAAUGUCGUGUCUACAACGGGUCGAAGCCUUGGCGGGCCAAUUGGGGGUUAUAUUGCACAAAAAUUUGGCUGGAGAUGGUAAGAACUUGUCGUAAACUCAGGGGCGGUUUACAUGGAGUAACAUUCCUCUAGGUCAUUCUAUUUUCAAUGUCCCAUUGCCGCACUCGCAUUAGUUCUGGUAGCUUGGAAACUGAAACUGCCAACACACGUAUCACACACCGAACAAUCCAAACUGGAGAAAUUCAGACGGAUCGAUUUCCUUGGCUCCAUCUGUUUAUCUACAACUAUAGUAGCCCUACUACUAACAUUCGAUUUCUUCGCCAAAGCAACAUCAUGGUCCGAUCCUCUUCCAAUAAUCUCAAUAUCCGUUGGUGUUAUCAUGAUCAAUUUGUUUAUCAUCACCGAGAAGUACUGGGCGAAAGAACCAAUCUUCCCCUUGAAUUUGCUUACCCGUAGAGAUUCAGUGUCUUGUUACUUGAUAUUAGCACUGCAGAGCGGUGCCCAGAUAACGGUGUGUCUUCACUUCUUAUCCCUUCUCCCAGCUUUUAUACCGGGAUACUAACUACCUACAAAGCUAAUGUCCAUAAUCCCCCUCUACUUCCAAAUCACCCACCGCGACUCCCCAGGAAAAGCAGGCUCCUACCUCGUGUCCGCCGUCGUCGGAAACACCAUCGGCGCCCUCCUAACAGGAACCUACAUCAAACAGUACCCCUUCCCCUCCCCAGUCCGCCUCCCCACUAACACCCCCCAGCACAAGCAAAUACAAGCUCCCCCUCCUCAUCUCCGCCCUCUCCCAAAUGGCCGCCUACACCCUCCUCACCCUCCGCUGGCGCGGCCACACCCCCUUCCUCGAGUCCCUCUACGUCUCCGGCGGCGGCUUCGGAUUCGGAACCUCCUAUUCCGCCACCUUCAUCGCUCUUGCUGCGGCCAUUACCGAAGAGGAGUUUGCAAUUGCGGGGAGUGGGUUGUAUAUGUUUAGUAGUAUUGGGGCGGUGAUUGGGAUUAGUGUUUCUGGGUCGAUUUUUAAGGGGGUUUCGAAGAAAGGGUUGGAUUCUGCGUUGGGAGGUGUGGAGGAUGGGGAGAAGGUUGGUUCUCGCACGAUGUGGAUCAUUUGGGGUAUGUACUGAUGAGUUGCAGAUUGCGAAGAGGGCGUUGGAGGAUAUUGGAUUUGUUAAUACGCUUGCGGAUAAGUUACAUCGUCUGGUUGUUGAGGGGUAUCUUGGGGGGUUUCGGGCUGUGUUUAGUAUGUUUUCCCACGCAGAACCUUUUGGCCUGAGUGUGGUGCUAAUUGAGUGGUAGUCUUUUCGUUGAUCAUGGCGUCUAUUUCUCUUGUUGUCGCGGUGUCGGUUAGGCAGUAUAAACUGAGGCGUUGAUAUUUCCUUUCGAAAUAAUAAUCAAAGGGCGUAUUAGGGGGAAUGUGGGGGACUAGAACGAAAGAAUUCAAAAGAACAAUGGAUACUCGUAUAUUCGAAGGUAAACCAUAGAUAGAAAGCAUCAACAUACAUAGCUAGAUUCAAUGACUUCAAAUCAUUUUAUGCAUACAUCAAUAUCAACAUACCCCUCAUCCCUAAAUCAAACCCCCAUCAUCACAAUUCCAAUUCCAAUCCCCAACCCAUCCCCAGUCCCAUAAAAUGCAGCACAUACAAGGGGUCCCACCAUGACGUGCUAAACACCUUGAUGUCAACAUCGGAACUCCCCACCUUUUAGUCAACUCCACCUCAAGGGAACCGCACGGGACCCAAAACCAAAACCAGAAAGACGGUACGGCACGGCAGUCAAUUCCCCAUGCAUGUUACUUCCCUUCCCGUUGUGCAGACAAUCAAUCAUCAGCCUGCGUUGCGUGCGGCAUAGGAAGCUUUUUUUCGGGACUGGGUCUGGGUGUGGAUCUUUGUCAGUGGAGGUGAUGGGAGGGGUAGGGAGACGAUCACCAAGACUUACAGGUUACGAAUGGGGUAAUGGUGAGGCGGGUAGUGGUUGCAGGAUUGGGGGUUUCCUUUGUGUGGUUUUGACGUCUGAGUUUGAAGGAGUUGAGAUACAUGGGUAGUUAUUUGUGGCUUGUUUUGGUGUAUGUGUGAUAUGUGAUGGAGGUUUGUAUAGAGUGGUAGAAGGUAUUUCCUUGAUUUGUGCUGUUUCGAUAUACUAAUGCAUCAACGCCUUCAAAAGUACCUAGGGGUUAUGCACUCAAAGAUUCUGACUAGAUAGGCAGUUAGCCCUUUGUAUGUUAUCCUGCCACAUCGGAAUUGAAAUUACGGGCAGCAUUUGCUGGUCACUCAUUGAGAGAACGGAGAGGAAUAUACCAUAACCUUAAUUGUGUAGUCCCUCAAAAUACCAUUACCACCCUGUGAUUCUAUGUCCACUCGAUAACAUGAUAUUGAGUCAAAAAAAAGAAAUCUGGAAAAGAUCUACCUGCAAAGGGCAAAGCAGGAGCCAGUACGGACUGGGAUGCGAUUUAACAUCGUGCUUUCCAUGAAAUCCUGGUAUGAAUAAGUUGCAGCCGGAUUGCUGGAUUAGAGGAAGGCGCGAGUGGCUUUGGACUUUUCUCGUUAUACCUAUGGUACUUAUGUGGCUUUUCGUCGAGUACAAGGUCGAAAGUUUCUUUGAGUGGUGUUAGAGUCGCUCCUUCCCUUGAGUGACUGGACAUGUUCUCUCUUGGACUUAAGUCUCGCCUCGACCUACUUGGAUCUGGAAAUAUACGGGCUGGGAAUAGGUUGGUUACGUAAGAGAGAAGGAAGGAGGAUGGAGCGAGUGCCAGGUCAAAGUUGUCGCAAUCGAGGUCUGAAUCUCUGAAGCGUUGUUCUUGAGGUUGUAGGUUGCAUGUUGACUACAAGCAUUUAACUCCCACGCCAGUAAGAUGCUAGACCACAGCGCAGGGGAUGCAAGCACUAUAGGAGGUUCCUACUUAUGUCAACAACACAAACAUGCGUCCACUCCGCACGAAAGGUAUGAGAAACCUCAAUUUUGGGGAUCACGAUCGUGGCAAAGUGCCACUUCCAUCGAACUCCAGCAAAAAAUUAUCUCUACAGCGCGUACCUUUGCAUUCAACCCCAACUGGAAGUCAUUCAACCCAAACAGAGUUCUCGACGGAGACACCCCGGCUGUCGUCGUACAACCCCACACAAAACAGCCCCUGACUUUCCCCGCAGCCAAUCAGCAUCCCUCGUCUAUUCCCAGCCCCACAAAAGUCACAAAAUAACAUUGAUAUCUCAAAAUACCACAACCACCACCAUCAAAACUGGUACCUGUCCGCCUGGCCCAGUCAGUUGGUGUGUGUUCCCAUGUGUACCAAUUCCCACAAGCGCCAGCACCAUAACUGUUUCCUCCGUAUAUGUUGAUUUGGACGCGCCCUGGUCAAGCGCCAGACUGAUCGGUCGUAGAUAUAUGUUGUGCUGGGUCUACUUUCUCUUUUGCUCCACUCCCUUAUUUGAUCCACUUAUAGUUCUGCUGCCUAAAUGCUUCAUGUCUGCCUAAACCUUACACUCUUUAUAUAAACACCUUAGAUAGCUACCUUUUACAAUGCAAUCAAUUCUCCAUGACCUUCAGUACCCAAUACCCUUUCAACCCAAUAAUAUAUGUAAGUUCUCCUUCAUCCUUAAGAAAUGAUUGUGCUAAUUCUAAAUAGGUAGAAAGAAGAUUGUAGUGUAUCUUUUUUUUUUGGUGGGGUUUUGGCUGUUUUGGGAUCGUGCGCUUGGUGGAAUGCAAUCGCGCUUGUUCUGCUUCACUCUAUUCACUAUCUUUUCGCUGUUUUGAAGAAGAGAAGACACAUUGAGCCUGCGAGGUAAAUAUUGGGUGGUUGUUACAGAUGUCGUUGCUUCGUAGGUAGGUGUAUUCCUCUAGAGCUCCGCUAACCUGGGAGACUACUAAUGACUUCUCAGCGGUUAUCCCAAAUUCGUUAGUCGAGGUUGGAACGAUAAUUAACUCCCAAUUUGGCUCCAGCAAGCAGACUGCAACAACUACUACAAUAGCAAACCUUUCAACACCAUUGAUGACGCAAAUUACAACAAUGCUCGCCCAGGAGACUUUACAUCCAGCGAUCUCCUCCUUGAUCCCUCCACAUACUAUUGCUCCAACGCAGUCAUGUCACGAGAUAGCCGUGGACUCAUAAGUUACGCUCAAAGAUACUUACUUGCCUGAUGUGAUUGCCGAGAAGGCUUGUGAUAAUUCGGGUACCGCUCUUGCCACACCGAAACCUUUCUUUUUUGUGGUCGCUCCUGUUGCGCUACACUCGGAAAUCAACUUCGAUGAUUUGUCUACUGGUGUUUCGGGGUGGGCCAGCGGAUAUAAUGGUUCUUUUUCGGGGGCUUCUGCUGGUUCCAAGAUCGCCGCAUUUCGAUCCUUCAUUUGGACGUAG